Messenger RNA from Perkinsus marinus ATCC 50983, 687 nucleotides. RefSeq lists its product as hypothetical. NCBI's taxonomy places the organism in Eukaryota, Perkinsozoa, Perkinsida, Perkinsidae. The coding region runs from base 1 to 687 and encodes 228 amino acids. The record is from RefSeq and is a predicted model, not a curated record. The transcript has 5 exons.
AUGUUAGUCACCGAUGAGCAGCUCGAGAAUAUCAGAGGACGUGUGGCCUCGUGGAUGGUUGCUUGUGAUGGCUCCCAUGAUAUGGCGCAUGUUGAGAGGGUCGUAGCCACUGUUAAGGAGAUCUAUAGCAAGGAGAAGGAGGAGAUGGCUGUAAAUGCCGAUCUCAAUCUGUUGUUGGCAAUUGCUUACCUGCAUGACACAUUUGAUAGGAAGUAUUGCGAGGAUACGGAGGCCAGGGCCCGGGAAAUUGUGGGGGAACUCACAACGGGACCCGAGGCUUUGUCUGAGCCGACUGCCAAAUUUAUCAUCGAUAGAAUCCAUAACAUGAGCUACUCCGCCGAGUUGAAGAAUGGCAUUAGUGAAGAAGUAGCCGUCGACCCCUACAUAGCCAUCGUACAGGAUGCUGAUAGAUUAGACGCUAUUGGGGCUAUUGGCAUUUGCCGAUGCAUGGUGUAUUCGGGGGCCAAUGGUCGUCCUAUUGUUAGUGAGGGUGGGGAGGAGGAGAUGAAGUUGCGACAAAAAUACGCGAAGAAGAGUCGGUCAGCAGUUGCCCACUUCUACGAGAAGUUGCUCCAACUAAAGGAGAGUAUGAAGACGCGGACGGGCGGGGAGAUGGCUGAGGAGAGGCAUCAAUUUAUGCUUCAAUUUCUCGAUCAACUAUUCGACGAAGUUAAGGGUGUCAAAUGA